AUGGAAAUUGCUAAAACCAUCCUGGUGAUCCGUUUUCUUCAAGAGAUCUCUGAAGCAUGGAGGAUAGACUUUCCUAUUCCCGGCCACUCAAGGCAAGGAUCUCGGGUUGAAGCUUCGGCACGAGUGACGCGCCGUUGCGAGUCUAAAUGCGGGUCAGUACGUCUAAGUAAAAAUACUACUAACUAUGCUGUAUCUGACCACAAUAAGACUAUACCGCAAGCUGUACCUGUUGCAGAAACGACCGAUGUUACUGAAGAAUAUGAUCAAGCAGUUGGAGGCAGAUCAUGCAAGAUUAAUAAGGGGAAUCGGAAAUGUCAUGUAUUGCGAGAAUGUAAACAGAGAUACCGCUUCCGCUGCCAAACGAGACCAUGUGUACCAUGUAUGAGUGCAGGCAACUGUAAGGACUUUAUUACAGACAUUGCAGUUGCAAUGGGGAGCCUGCUCGUGCCGACGGGAAAGGGGCGGUGCUAUCUGCCCGGGUUCUUCAGGUGCUAUCUGCCCGGGUUCUUCAGGGCCUGUCUGGUGAUCGUUUCGCUGCUGAGCUGCUGGCUCUACUCUACCGGACGCCUUCAUCGCCUCCGGAGACUCGGAAGCAGCUCUCCCGCACAGCUGCUCAGGGACUUCCCCGUCAAGACCUUCCUCAAGUACUGGGAAGACCACGGAGGAAGUGCGGCAGCAGGAGCGGAAACGGGAGCAGAAACAGAAGCGGAAACGGGAGCUGGAGCAGAAGCAGAAGCAGGACGUCUUGCGGCAGGCUCUCCACCAGACUUCCACGACAAGAUGUUCACGCCCGUGCUGGAGGCGUUUCGGAAUCCGGACGGCCGGGAUGGGCGGAGGAAGAGCUUCAGGAGCGGCGACGUCCCUAAAGUCGUGGCCUACAUCGACAAGGCUUUUCUGAAGACGAAGUGGUUCGUAGCGCACGUCAGAGACAUCCAGGAAGGCCAUUGUCCGUUGCCUUGUACAAUCACGACGCAGCUGUCUGAGGUGGAGACCGCAGACGCCGUGUUCAUCCACAUGAAGAGCAUUCCGAGCCGAGAGAAGCUCCUCCGCGACCUGCGUCCCCGCGACCCGUCUCAGCCCUGGAUCAUGUUCGAGGCCGAGACCCACUUCAUCGCCUCCACCAAGUACAAAGUGAACUACCGGACCCUGAACGGCGUCUUCAACCGCACCAUGUACUACCGCCGUGACGCAGACAUCCUGUUCAACCACGGCUUCAUCGUGGGGCGAGGCGACGACGCCAGCCUCCUGCCGAGGCACUGGGUCCGGGAGCCCCUGGUGCACAGGGCGAACGUGACGGGGCGAAUCGCAGUGGCCUUCAUCUCCAACUGCAGAGCGCGCAGCAAUCGCCUUCUCUACAUCAACGAACUGCAGAAGUACACCACCGUCGACGUGUACGGCAGGUGCGGGAGGCUGAAGUGCGGGAAAUCGCGCUAUGCCGAGCACGAGUAUCGGGUGGACCAGGAUCCCUGUUUGCGAGCCGCGGCGGACAAGUACCUGUUCUACCUGGCCUUCGAGAACGCCAUUUGCGACGACUACGCCACGGAGAAGCUGUACAACCUGAUGUUCUACCCGCUGGUGCCCGUGGUGUUGGGAGGGGCCAACUACGACGACCUUCUUCCCCCCAACUCGUACAUCGACGCCAGGCAGUACGCGCCUUCGGAACUGGCCGAGAAAUUGCAGCAUUUGGCGGAGCACCCACAGGAAUACCAGACUUACCUAGAGUGGAGGAAAUACUACCAGCCUUCCACUGUGGGAAGCAGCCGUGUCCUCUGCGACCUGUGCACACGACUCUACGACCAAGCCUUCUACGAGGAGAACACAAUUGAAGAUUUUUACGACUGGUUUGUGACGAAAUCUCACUGCACCGCCUGGGUCGCUGCGAACGGCACGGGCCAACGGGUUGCCUAGAAGGGGACGGCGGGGUUCAUAGGCAGGCAUUACACACACUGAACGUGUACAUAUGUAUGUGUGUGU
Messenger RNA from Penaeus vannamei (Pacific white shrimp), 1974 nucleotides. The record is from RefSeq and is a predicted model, not a curated record. Lineage: Eukaryota; Metazoa; Arthropoda; Malacostraca; Decapoda; Penaeidae.